Messenger RNA from Canariomyces notabilis, 465 nucleotides. RefSeq lists its product as uncharacterized. The transcript has a single exon. Lineage: Eukaryota; Fungi; Ascomycota; Sordariomycetes; Sordariales; Chaetomiaceae. The annotation marks the transcript as partial. The record is from RefSeq and is a predicted model, not a curated record.
GUAGUGAUCGAGGUGGCCGACCGCUCAAUCUUGCCGAAACGACCGAGUCGCGCAAUAAAACCGAGCGCGAAAGUCCGCGAAGCGACGCAGUCAGUUGAGGAUACGGCCACCACGUCGAGAAGAACCAUAAAUAGUAUUACGCCGAGUACCGCAUCGAAAGGAACACCCGGAUUGGGAAGCGGGAGCGGAACCAAUGGCCAGGCUGAAGCGGGUAAAACAGCGCUCCAGACCCUUCUAGAGGCAAUUGAUGAACAGCAAAACAAGACACGCGAGACAAUUACCGAGCAACGAAACAUGAUUUGCGAACUGUGCAACGUGGUCAGCAAGCAGCAAGACGCGAUCCAACGGCUCUGUGAAGAGCUGAGACAAGCCCGCGAUAUGGUCAGCAAACAGCAAGACGUGCUUCAGCAGCUCUCUGAGGAAUUGAGACAAGUCCGAGACCAAAUAGGCACCGUUGCACAAAAC